Molecule: messenger RNA, 1122 nt
Organism: Morus notabilis
Lineage: Eukaryota; Viridiplantae; Streptophyta; Magnoliopsida; Rosales; Moraceae
Product: zinc finger BED domain-containing protein RICESLEEPER 1-like
Exons: 4
Coding region: 1-1122 (373 amino acids)
Molecular function (GO): DNA binding; protein dimerization activity
Source: RefSeq, a predicted model, not a curated record
AUGGUGAUUGUAGAUGAGCUUUCAUUUAGGUUUGCUGAAGGUUUAAAAGACCUACAUAAUUCCAUAGCAGCCAUUCGUAACGCUAUGAGAUAUGUGAGGUCUUCUCCGGCUAGGUUGCUGAAAUUCAAGUCAUGUGUGGAGCGAGAGAAAAUUGAAUACAAAGGUCUCGUAUGCCUAGAUGUCCCUACUAGAUGGAACUCCUCCUAUAUGAUGUUAGAUGCAGCCAUUAAGUUUCAAAAAGCUUUUGAAAGAUAUGAAGAGGAAGACAAUGCCACUUUGAAUGUCACUUCAAAUUCUUACUUUCAUGAGCUUUGUGAGAUGCAAAACCAGCUAUCUAAAUUAAGCAAACAAGAGGAUUCAAUGCUUUCAUUCAUGGCUGUGAGUAUGAAAAAGAAGUAUGACAAGUAUUGGGGGAAUGUUGAGAAUAUAAAUUAUCUUCUCUUUGUGGCUAUUGUACUUGAUCCUAGGUACAAAAUGGAUUAUUUGACAUAUUGUUUCUCUAUAAUGUAUGAUUCUUUCACUUCUGAAAUAUUAGCAAAGAAUGUGAAGGAUACUAUGUACCGGCUGCAUGAGGUUUAUAGUGGGGACAAGGGUGGAUCUGUAGCUAAUGAAAGUAGUGGGGAGGCGACAACAACAAGUACAACAGAGGUAAAAACGGAAGUAGAAGAAAAAGGGUGUUUGUGGAGCUCCUUUGUUAGGAAAAUAAAGGAGAAGAAUGUGAAUGAGUACAAAAAUGAUAUGGACAGAUACUUGACAGACCAUAUAGAGGAUCCAACUCGGUCAAAUUUUGAUGUUUUAGUUUGGUGGAAGAAUAAUGCAACUAAUUACAAGGUUCUCUCACUAGUUGCAAGAGACAUUCUUGUCAUUCCUGUUUCAACGGUAGCCUUAGAAUCUGCUUUUAGUACCGAAGGCCGCAUCCUCGAUCCCUUUAGGAGUUCAUUGAGCCCCAAGAUGGUGGAGGCAUUGAUUUGUACACAAAAUUGGUUGUGUAGUCGUGAGCACAUCAACAUUAUUGACGUGGAAGACUUUAAUGAAUAUGAAGAUAUUGAGUCGGAUUUGUCAAAUUCUGUUGCAACACAUGAGGGGCAAGUUAGGAAUGAAUGUGCUAUUAUUCUGGAUUAA